AUGUCGCAACAAGAUGGGCCUGCAACUUCCUCACACAUGAUGAAGACAACAAAACGAGGGCGGCCAUUCCUCAAGGAUACCCUCGAUCUUUUCGCCACCCUUAUCGUCUCCCUUCAGCUCACUUCUCACAAGCAAUUCUUCAGGACAUUCCCUCACUCUUUCACAACUGACGAAGCCGCCCAGAAUCUCGCCUCCCUCAAGUUCUCUCAGUCAAAUCGUGGGCCGGACCCAAGAGAACCAACAAGAGUCGUCACAACAACAACGACAACCACCUUCUCAAUGACCCGUGACAUGGCCAAGGCGAUGAGCCAGCACUUCAUGGAUGCCCGUCUCAUCGAAAACGCCGCAGACCCAACCUCAAACCUCUUCAAGGACCGCGGCGUUUACCAACUCACCCCCAAGGGCCUCCAUGUUCUCGAGCGGUUCAUCAGCAAAAAUGGCAUCAACUCUGAUCACCUCCAACCAGUAUUCGCCUCCAACCCAAUCUGCGUCAAGCUGCUCCAUCUCGAGAGACGGUCCGCCGACGACGAGAUCAUUGUCACCCAGUCUGUCAUCACGGCCCUCUUCCGUCGCUUUGUCGGCCGACUCCCCAACUAUCCUCCCGCCCCCAACGACAAGCCCAUGGACGCAUUCCAGCGGUACAAUGAACGCGCAAAGGGCAUCGCCCUUCACGACGUAACCGAGCGGGCCCAGCCUCUGCUCGGUAAAGGCCAGCAAGUUCACAAGUACUGCUUCCAUGCCGUCGCAGCGCUGGAAUGGCUGUGCGACUUUACCUCGGUCGUCGGGCGAGAAGAGGCUGCUGAGAUGGCUGCCCAAUUCGUGCGUUUCGGCCUCAUCACCCUCGUCAGCGACAAGCGGAAGAACAAUGAUUCUGCCAUCAUUUUCACCGUACGUGGAUCAGCUCCAGGUGGUAACUCGCCAGUCAGUCAAAUUGGCGAAUUCCGAUGCACCGCAAAGGCAAUCUAUCGGAUCACUGAAGAGGGUCAGCGACUUGCUCACUGGAACGAACGACUCAACUCCCCCAAUACCUCCUCCGUCAAUCUCACUGAGCGCUCCUCAAUCGACGCCUCGGUCGAUGGCACCAGUGACUCAAAGAAGGACGCUAAAAUCCAUCGCCGUAUCUCCAUGGCCGAGAAGAUGAAUGCUAGUUACGAGCAUGCUGAGAAGAAGACCGCAAGGGAGAGCAACACUGAUCGGCUCCGGUACAUCCUCGAAGAACCCGGUCUUCGUUCCCUGUUCCGCGAGUUCUUGCGUGGCAACUUCUGCGAAGAGAACCUUUCCUUCUGGCUCGACGUGCAAGACUUCCGCAAGAAGUUCAGCACUACCUCGAGUGCCAUGGCUGCUACAGGCCCCACCGCAAGACCCGGUAGCAAGAACACUCCAGGACAGGCCGCCAUGGAGCGACAUCAUGAGGCCCUUAUCAACACCGCCUUCGUCAUCUACAACACUUACCUCGCGCCAUCGAGUCAGUGCGAACUCAACAUUGAUCAUGGUCUUCGAAACGAGUUGGUCAAGUACCUUGAAGAGGUGGUCACCAGCAUGACCGGCAAGGCUUUCCACGGUCGCAUCGAACCCGAACAAGCAAACGCUUUCAAUGCGACCCAGCUCCAGACGAUGAUCAAGUUGUAUGAGCGAAUCCAAACCCAUGUUUUCCGUCUCAUGGCUACGGAUUCGGUGCCCAAGUUCAUCAAGACGCCCAAGUUCCUGGCGAUGCGCAACUGGGUCGAGGACUUUGACCCAACCGAGAACGAUAUCCAUAUGUUGACGGCCAACCCUUCGUCACCACCGGGGCUCAGCAACGUUGCUGAAGAGGUUGGUGGUGCCUACAUCACCAUCUCUCAGCAUGCCAGCGAACGAGAACAUCGUCAACAGCUCGCUGCCGCAAAAGAUGCUGCGUCCUCAUCAUAGGUCUGCCCAUGCAAUCUUUCCGCCCUAUGAUUGUACAUUACGGAUCCUUCUCGUUCAUUGGCCAUCUUUAUGGACCUAUGCGGCCAUCACUGCAACUCACUUAUGCGCAUCUCACAUCCUCCUCAUGCUAUAGCAUCCUUCCCUUCUCACAGCAUCAACAUCCUUCAGAGUGACGAUCUGUUCACUCUUUCCUCUACUUACUGUCCUGGCGGCGCCCUAUUUCUAUUUCUACCUUCGACUACCCAUUUAAUUGCUUCCCUGUCACCAGACAACUUUGGAUCGUCAUUUUGCUUUUUUAUCUUUUUUUUUCCCUUUAUAUCUCAAGUCUCUGUAAUAGCUAAUACCUUACGCACUCCAUAUACCUCAUUUUCGCCUUGGUUAUGGGUAAUAAUAUCGAACGAACCUUGUGUCAUUUAGCACUACUUUAUCCUCCUGUAUAUGUACCACGAAUGACCAGCCACGAAAUUUCC
Coprinopsis cinerea okayama7#130 is the source of this 2378-nucleotide messenger RNA. Its product is annotated as Crg1. The transcript is spliced from 5 exons. The record is from RefSeq and is a predicted model, not a curated record. Lineage: Eukaryota; Fungi; Basidiomycota; Agaricomycetes; Agaricales; Psathyrellaceae. The coding region runs from base 1 to 1908 and encodes 635 amino acids. Gene Ontology annotation, biological process: intracellular signal transduction.